This is a messenger RNA of Vigna angularis (adzuki bean), 2867 nucleotides long. Its product is annotated as nuclear poly(A) polymerase 1. Gene Ontology annotation, cellular component: nucleus. Lineage: Eukaryota; Viridiplantae; Streptophyta; Magnoliopsida; Fabales; Fabaceae. The record is from RefSeq and is a predicted model, not a curated record. Gene Ontology annotation, molecular function: poly(A) RNA polymerase activity; RNA binding. The transcript has 13 exons. Bases 557 to 2728 code for a protein of 723 amino acids.
AUAUAGAGGAGAGUGGAAAACACUCUGCAUCUUCUAUAGCAAAGGUUGCAUUUUUAUUUGUCACCACACUUUCUCUCUUAAUAUCUGAAACUGUGGUCGCUUUCUUGGAUUAGAAGAUUUGGCAGGUGCAGAGAUCAACCACGACUCAGCUUCUACAUCCAUACCCUUAAAACUUCACCCUUCUGAUUUCAUCUUCAACAGUUUCUUAUGAUUUUGUUGCUUAGGUUCUCGCUUAUGAUUUCAGUUUGAGAACCCCACAGCAGGUUGUACUCUAUUUUUGUAUUGAUUUUGAGAAGGAACUUGUGCUGGCUGCCUCUGUAAUUAUUAUAGCUUUAAAUUGUUCACCCCUGUUUCUGUACAAUCAACUACUAUCUGCACAAUAUUGAUACAGUAUUUGUUUUUGUUAUUCUUCUCGUUUUGUCUGGUUUUGUCGGGAAAAGAAACACCGUAAAAUAUUAUGAAUAUCUGUAAACUGUCACGGCUCCACUAUCAUUGAAAGAAAGUAUUAUUAUUGUAAUCUUUAUAAAUAAAUAAAGUAUUGUAUAAAAUAGUCUAGAUGGGAAGCCCUGGAUUCGGCAAUCAAAAUAAUGGGCAGCAGCAACGGUUAGGCAUAACAGAGCCCAUCUCAUUGGGUGGACCCACUGAAUAUGAUCUGAUCAAGACACGUGAACUUGAGAAGCAUUUGCAAGAUGCUGGCUUGUAUGAGAAUCAUCAGGAGGCAGUUAGUAGGGAAGAAGUACUUGGCAGGCUAGACCAGAUUGUGAAAAUUUGGGUCAAAACCGUAAGUCGUGCAAAGGGGCUAAAUGAACAACUUGUGCAAGAGGCAAAUGCCAAUAUUUUCACUUUUGGCUCGUAUCGACUUGGGGUACAUGGUCCUGGAGCAGAUGUAGACGUUCUUUGUGUGGGGCCAAGAUAUGCAUCAAGAGAUGAAGAUUUCUUUGGCGAGCUGCAUAAGAUGCUAUCCGAGAUGCCAGAAGUAACAGAGUUGCACCCUGUGCCUGAUGCUCAUGUACCAGUGAUGGGGCUCAAGUUCAAUGGCGUUUCAAUAGAUCUUCUUUAUGCAAAAUUAUCUUUGUGGGUCAUUCCUGAAAACUUAGAUAUAUCACAGGAGUCAAUAUUACAAAAUGCAGAUGAGCAAACUGUCCGCAGUCUUAAUGGUUGUAGAGUGACCGAUCAAGUCUUGCGUUUGGUUCCAAAUAUUCAGAAUUUUCGAACAACAUUGAAGUGCAUGAAGUUUUGGGCAAAGCAUCGUGGUGUUUAUUCGAAUGUUACAGGUUUUCUUGGUGGUAUAAACUGGGCGUUGCUUGUUGCACGAAUAUGCCAGUUAUUUCCAAAUGCACUGCCGAAUAUGUUAGUGUCUCGAUUCUUCAGAGUAUAUACAAAGUGGCGUUGGCCAAAUCCAGUAAUGCUUUGUGGUAUUGAAGAGGGAUCACUUGGACUUCAAGUUUGGGAUCCCAGAAGAUAUCCCAAAGAUAGAUCUCAUCUAAUGCCAAUAAUUACUCCUUCUUAUCCUUGCAUGAAUUCUAGCUACAAUGUGUCGUCAAGUACAUUGCGUAUUAUGAUGAAAGAAUUUCAGAGGGGAAAUGAAAUAUGUGAGGCUAUGGAGGCUAAGAAGGCCGAUUGGGACACUCUUUUUGAGCCUUUUCCCUUCUUUGAGGCUUAUAAGAAUUAUUUGCAGAUAGAGAUAUCAGCCGAGAGUGGUGACGAUCUUAGAAAAUGGAAAGGGUGGGUUGAGUCUCGCCUGCGCCAGUUGACAUUGAAAGUGGAGAGGCACACCUAUGGCAUGCUUCAGUGUCAUCCACAUCCUGGUGAGUAUCCUGACAAAUCCAGACCUUUCCACUACUCCUACUUCACGGGACUGCAACGUAUGCAAGGUGUUCCUGUCAGUGGUGCUGAUGUUUCACAGUUUGAUAUAAGACUGAGUGUUGAAGAAUUUAAGCAUUCUGUCAACAUGUACACUCUAUGGAAACCUGGAAUGGAUAUCCAUGUCUUUCAUGUGAAACGUCGUAGUAUACCAACCUUCGUAUUUCCUGGUGGCCUUCGACCUUCACACCCAUCUAAACUAGCUUGGGAGAGUAAGCGGGGUUCAGAAUUAAGUAUUUCUGGCCAUGCUCCACCACAACACUCUCAAGAAGGAGCCAACCAUGGCAGGAAGAGAAAACUAGCUGAAGAUAGUGCGCAUAGCUUGAGAAAUUCCAAGUCUCUUGCAUCUUUGUCUCCCUCCACGAGGGAAGUUCAUCCUGUUGUCAUUGCUAGUUGUUGCUAUGAGAAAUGUAAUGACUCGGAAAUCAUUAGUACCAGUGAAGAACAGAGUGAGAAACCUGAUUUGGAAUCUACAAGGGAAUGUCACGGGGAUUGGGAUGCCAAUGGAUCGUCUACUUCACAAGAUGCUGAAAAGCUAGCUAUUGAGAAGAUUAUGUGUGGUCCAAAUGAUGCAUACCGUGUCUUUUCAGAGGAAUCCGAUGAGCUUGAGUACAGAAAUCAAGUCAAAGAUUUUGGUGAGAAUAUGAAAAACAGCAGCAACUUAGACUCUUCAAACUCACAGGAACCAAUUAUUCCUCAGAAGGGCACUGCUUCUGCAACUUGUUUAAACUCAAACGGUGGUUCAGAAGACCUCGAGCCGGCGGAGCUGACGGUGCCAUUAUUUAGUGGGAUCACUGCACCUGUGCCACAGCGGAAGCCCCUUAUCAGGUUGAAGUUCACCUCCUUAGGAAAAGCUGCUGAUUGAAGUGCUGACACACUUGAAUUUGAAUUUUCUCUGAAUAUUUAGUGUUAUUAUUUUGUGGUUUUGAAAUGUACUAAUACACAAGAAUUUUGAUGUUUUAAAAAAUAUUUAAAAACCUUUUUAAUAUAUUAAUAUUAAUAUA